Cryptococcus amylolentus CBS 6039 is the source of this 738-nucleotide messenger RNA. RefSeq lists its product as hypothetical. The coding region runs from base 1 to 738 and encodes 245 amino acids. Lineage: Eukaryota; Fungi; Basidiomycota; Tremellomycetes; Tremellales; Cryptococcaceae. The record is from RefSeq and is a predicted model, not a curated record. The transcript has 4 exons.
AUGCGAUUCUCAGCUUUGGGAUGGAUUUGCGAGACGAGAUGCAAACGAUCUUUGGCGGUGACUUCCCGACUCGUUGCGGAGAUCGCCCAAUCUCCGCGCGGCAUCAAAUCAAAUCAAUACUCCCGUUGCCGCCGUUCUUCAUCUCAGCAUCCAUCUAUAUCCUCCCACAUCGCCCCUCGCCCCUCGCAUCUGGCCCCUCCCCGCCCCCCCCUCCCUCUCCCAGCCAGUCAGGGUAAAAUUCGGCACGACAGGCCGUUCGGACACUCGUUGGUCAUCGGUGUGACCAAGGCUAUGCAGAGUGACCAGAACAACCUGAUGUCUGGUCUUGGCUUUGCCUCGCAAACGCUAAGCUAUUCUGAGUCUCUCUCACAGGCGUCGUACGCACCUCCGCCACACGGUUCAUUCGCUCUCGCUGCCCCAACCAUCAUAGACCAGCCAGCGCCCCAGCAAACCCGCCAAAAUCCUCGCCGACACGGCGACGCACCUCUGGACGAUCCCAAUCACGUCGUUCCCAGCCAAUCCCCGCUGACUCCUCCUCCUCCUUCCGAACCGCCCGUCCCGAUCUCACCCGUCGUCGAUGGAGUUGCUCGUGGAAGCCUCCAGUCCGAAGUCGGCAACGGUACGAGUCAGUCGAACCCUCCUCCCUCUAUCCACGACAUCCCGUUGGGCGACAGCCACGCCGUCCCUCAGGAUCUUGUUCAUGGAGCCCACUCAGCUGCGCCCACAGUCGAAUUCUGA